Messenger RNA from Tachyglossus aculeatus (Australian echidna), 4702 nucleotides. It is a transcript of the gene EGLN3, whose product is annotated as egl-9 family hypoxia inducible factor 3. The record is from RefSeq and is a predicted model, not a curated record. Gene Ontology annotation, biological process: cellular response to hypoxia; peptidyl-proline hydroxylation to 4-hydroxy-L-proline. Gene Ontology annotation, cellular component: nucleus; cytoplasm. Gene Ontology annotation, molecular function: ferrous iron binding; L-ascorbic acid binding; peptidyl-proline 4-dioxygenase activity. The transcript has 5 exons. NCBI's taxonomy places the organism in Eukaryota, Metazoa, Chordata, Mammalia, Monotremata, Tachyglossidae. Bases 1 to 720 code for a protein of 239 amino acids.
AUGCCUCGGGGGCCGGCCAUGCGGCGGGACCUGGAGAAGCUGGCGCUGGAGUACAUCGUGCCCUGCCUGCACCAGCUGGGCUUCUGCUACCUGGAUAACUUCCUGGGCGAGCGGGUGGGCGACUGCGUGCUGGAGCGCGUGAAGCAGCUGCACGGCGGCGGCCAGCUGCACGACGGCCGCCUCGCCGGGCCCCAGGCCGGGGUCUCCCGGAGGCACCUGCGCGGGGACCAGAUCGCCUGGCUCGGGGGCACCGAGGAGGGCUGCGAGCCCAUCAGCUUCCUCCUCGCCCUCCUCGACCGCCUGGUCCUCUGCUGCGGCGCCCGCCUGGGGAACUACUACGUCAAGGAGCGCUCCAAGGCAAUGGUAGCUUGUUAUCCAGGGAACGGAACCGGUUACGUCAGACAUGUGGACAACCCCAAUGGUGAUGGGCGCUGUAUUACCUGCAUCUACUACCUGAAUAAGAACUGGGAUUCCAAGCUGCAUGGCGGGGUCUUGCGGAUAUUCCCAGAAGGAAAGUCUUACAUAGCAGACGUGGAGCCGAUCUUUGAUAGACUACUCUUCUUCUGGUCAGAUCGCAGGAACCCACAUGAAGUACAACCAUCCUAUGCAACCAGGUAUGCCAUGACCGUGUGGUACUUUGAUGCUGAAGAAAGAGCAGAAGCCAAAAAAAAGUUCAGGAAUUUAGCAGGGAAGAAAGAAGCUGCCCUCAAUGAACACUAAACACCAGUCUGCCGACAUUUCCUCUGAACCUGAAUUCUCCGCAAGUGAUGCGAUCCAAAGAUGACCUCUCCAGUGGCUAAUUGGGAGAUGAAUGUUCUUCCCACCCACCAGAAUGCACUGUUUGCCAGUCUCUCUUGCCUGUGGUACUCGGAGCAGCCUCUUACCAGGCCUGCAUCCAUCUCCAGAAACCGGACUUGAUUUUUCUUUGUGUGGGAAGGGGACCUUACUUGGGUUUGCUAAAUCUAGAGUAGGGUCUAGCCCCUGGCUGGCUAGCAGCUUAAUUGCUGGCUUUGGGUAACAUCAGUCAUAAAGGUAAUGAGCAUUAGAAAGGUAUUAAGGGAGGGAUGGAUCUCGUUUGCACUUUAUAUAAGCUGCCUAGCUUGAAAGGAAGAAGCUUUGCAGAGACAAAUCGGGUAACAGGUGGCUCAUGUAGGCGACGCAAGGCAUUGGCAAUGAAGCUCCCAAGUCUUCCCAGAGCAGUUUUUGGACUGACUUAAGGCCCAGCCGUUGGCUUACCGUUCCAGAAAUGUAGCUUAGCUUCAUGUGUGGUUACCUUUGAGGGGACUGUUCUUUACCUGGUUAUUGACUUGCCUGUUAACCAUGUUUGAUGGAUGCCUCAGAUAACAGCUGUUUGGAAGUUCAGCCCCCUCCAAGCCCUAGAACUGAAUGAAGACUCCGAGGCGAAGGGAGCCCGACUCAUUCCCCAUACAAGUCUCCUCCCCUGGAGAGACUGGUUCUACCAAGUGGAGCUGGUUCUGUUCCCCAUACAGCUGCACGUCCUGUCUGGAAUCCAAACUGAAAUGUACUAUCUGCCCGGCCGCUGUGGAAAUCAAGCCUGGAACUGGUCAGCCUGAGUCUCUGAUGGUGGCCACACCCCCUUGAUUGCAAACUUGCAUCUCUUUGGAAUUUUUUUUUUUUGAGGUAAGGAAAAAGGAAACACUACUAAGUGGGAUAUCCUCACUUUCGUUUCCUUUUUUUAUGAGCUCUCCCUCUCUUCACCUGCUACAUCAGAAAAGGCAUGGCAGGCUAAAGAGGAGGAGAAGUGGGCUUUUCAUUAAAAAUAGAAAAUGGAAAUUUUAAAAAAAUCCUUAAAGUUGGCAUCACUUAACGGCCUCUGUUCUGACCGCUUUUAUUCCCACAAUCGGCAUUUCUUCAACGAUCUGCUCCCUUGGCUCUGUCCCGUUGCAGUUGGCAGCAUUACAAGGGUUUCACGUUCACUCGGCUGGAAUCGUGCAGCCGUUUCUACCACUGUAUUAUUCGACUCACUGUCCUUCCCGGGCUUCCGGGUUUCCUAUGCCACCUGCUUUAGCUGCCAAAGAGGAAUCUUGCUUUGGAGUACUCACCUGCAGUGUGUUGUGGGAAGGAGGCAGGAAACUUUGUGAACAUGCUUCAUUGCGUAGGGGCUUUCAUCUUUCCCUCUGUGCAUCUUGAAAGCCCCAGCACUGCCUUCCCCUCACAGACCCAUGGAAAGCUGGCCUUUAUUAAUCUUCUUUCUCUCCCAGCCUCCUUCUCUUUUCCCUGGUUUAAGGCGGGAAGAAGCUUACUGGGAUCGAACACAUUCAGAGCUCUCCACCUAUCUGUGCUAGGUAGAAUUUUAGGAUCUUUCCGGCUGGUGUGGUCUGAUAACUUGCUUGAGGGAGAGGUGGAGGGUCCCAGAGUCACUGCACUCAGGCUGGGCCGAGGGCCAGCACAAAGCUGCAUCUCUAACCCAAAACUCUCACCUGCCUAAUUCUGCCCUGAAAAGCAGGAACUAAAUAAGGUGGCUGACUAGCAGUCAUAAGUUUCCCCCCAACCCAAGCAGUUCUCCAGGGCUAAUAACUGACUGGUUACUCAUUUAUCAACUUGAGGAGUAGAACACCUGUCAAACUUUAACCAGCCCCUUUAAGACUUCCUGCAGAUGUCUGUGAUGGCAGUAGGAAGCAGUAGCUUGAAGCAUUUAUAGUAGCAUCUAAGGUGACUCUUCGCUUUUUAUUAAAAAUGUUACUUGCUCAUGAUCUGAUAUUUUUUUUGAGGAUGGGGCAGGCCCUUUUGCAAACCCUUCUGCAGAAAGGUACCAUAUAAAUACAAUCAAAUAAUACUAAGUCUUGACAAAUUGGCAUGACCAAAUUAAACCCCCGAAAGUCCAGCCGGAAUAGGGAGAAGAUGGAGCCAGGCCCCCAGUGACUGCUCUUUGGUGUCUAUCAAACUCCGAGAACUCUGUCUACUGAGAGGAAGGGGUCAGUAAUCUUAUCAACUGCAUUUAUCCUCUUGGCAAUGCCAUGUUGGCACCCCUUUAAAAUUAUAUCAUCUACAGCUGGGCACAGUGCUCAGCAGGAUUGAAUUGUGACCCAAGAUCCAAUUGCACUGAGGUAGGAAAAUGAAUUUAAAGGUACAGGUAGACAUUAUUUCUACAAAUACAUACAGAGCUGCCAGUGAACCAUAGGUCAGGUUUGAACAAAAAUCGUUCCAGUGCUGUGUUUUACCUUUUUAAAAAGAAAAAUAGAAUCAAUGUCAGAACUGCCCCUGUCACAAAGAAGUCUUUUCUUCUGAUCCUGUAGCUGAAAAAAACUGUUUCCUGGAUGCCUGUUAGAAAAGGAGACUAGGGGAUGACCAGACUUGGUAGCAGUGCUUGGAAAAUCGCUCACUUUGGGAAUUUUAGGUACUUUUUUUAUUGCUUUCACACUGAAAUGGUUGAAUGUGGUGGUGAAUGGGGUGUGGUAUAUGCAUCUCUUGAAAAAUAAAGUCAUUGCUUUAGCUUUGCACUGUGUAAAGGAGAUGUCUGGCAAAGUCAGGAAUGGGUGGGAAACCUUUGCAAACUAUUUUAAUUUUUUUUCAUAUCAAUUGAAAUUGUUACCCAUCGCACGAUGGUAUUAAAGUGACUUUCCAGAGUUUUGAAACAUCCCUUCACGACGUACUGUACCCUGUACAACUUCCACAUGGCAGACGAUCUUGGGGAAAUGUACCUGCCUAUCAAAAAGCUGGAGUUCAGGGCUUAGUCUUGUUCCCAGCUGCUGUCUCUAUUGAAGGGACUCAGCUAAACAUCACAAGGGUAGCGAUGCUGCCCCAGAAAAGUCAUCUGAAUGUUAUUUAUGUCUUAAUGACAAUGUUGGAAGUGAGCAGAGCUUGCCUUCUGGUGGAAAAAGUAGGCUGCAGUUUCUCCAGUGGAUUUAAUUUUGAGUCCUACCAUGAGCACCAUCAUUUUGUUACACGUGUCUGCCGUCUGUCUUCUGCCUCCAUGUCAGUACAAACGAUGGGCCCCUGUAGUUCUGGCAGGGCACAGUUCUUUGCUCUGGGGACAUAUUUACCUUCCCUGCUUGAAUUUGGCUGUAACUGCAAUAGGGAUGAGAGAGGCCUGCCAAGGUCAUUAUUGAUGCCAAUAGUAUUGCUUUCAACUGAAGAGAAACCUGCCUAAGGGCAGGUGAAUGAAUUAAAAGACCACAGUCCCUUUCUAACCCUAUGAAGUGCUUCGCUGUCUGCUGAGCUAAAGACAAGGUGAAGAGGAGCAAGAAGUUUAUUUUUCAAAAGCACAAUCAAUUUAUUGGUUCCUUCCUGGAGAAUAUAUAUCCCUCUUGAUGACUCUGAUCCUGUGAGUGGGCUCUGAAAGUUUGCAAUAGCAUUGUUUGUCUCUUUCCUUUUUUGUGGUGUCUCUUCCAGUCUCACUGGGGCUCUUAAAAAGGUCCAGAGCUUUGGAUAAGGCUACCACUUACACCACUUGCAGUUAAAGCGUAUGAAACAGUUUGCAGGCAAAUCAUUAUUAAUUUACUUUGGCACUAAAGCAUUGUCAAAAUCUCUCAAGAUACUUUUGCGACUUCAAAGAACCAAAAUUUCUCCGCUUUCUGGGUUGUGUGCUGGUCAACAUGACCCACUUUCUAGACCGAAGCUGAAAUGUGUUCUUGUGUAUGUUCUCACUCAAAACUUUUUUGUGUUCUCGGAUUGAAAACGGUAAAUCAUGGGGGGGAGUCUUUCAGAUUACAGGAGUCAAUAAACACUGGGCUAUACCAAA